AUGCCUCCAUUCAGACACGCGUCAAAGCCGGCUCGUGAGACAUGGCACCCCAUAAUAGUGACUACGAAUUCACAGAGAAAAAAGAGAUGCAACUUCGUCAUUGGCGAACUCACGAUGCAAAACCCCAUGCAAGACGUGCAGAUCGAAAGUCGUCAAUUCGACAGGGACAACUGCUCGGGCAGCGCCCUCGACCUCGAGGGCCUGAUCAUGUCAAUCGGUCAUGAAGAGGAGAGAAAGAAAUCAACGGAGAAAGAGUCGAAGAAAAGGAAAGCGAAACGAGGAACAUGGGCCCGGAGAACCAGGCAGGGAGACGGGAAGGAGAGCAGAAGCGCAAAUUGA
Molecule: messenger RNA, 339 nt
Organism: Endocarpon pusillum Z07020
Lineage: Eukaryota; Fungi; Ascomycota; Eurotiomycetes; Verrucariales; Verrucariaceae
Exons: 1
Coding region: 1-339 (112 amino acids)
Source: RefSeq, a predicted model, not a curated record